AAUCCAAAGUCAUUUUAUUGUUAAUUUACAUCUAAUGCUUAUUGUGUAGUAAUUAAUCAUAUAGGCUAUUAUUAUUUUGAAGAAAACCAAAUUACUAUGAGGAGUUGUAUGCCAGAGAUAACAUUUUUAUCAGAGUGUUGUGCGUUUCUCCAGUAAAAAUAAAUCAGAGAAACAUACACCUCUCACCAAAUGAUCAACAUUACAUAUGCAAAGAGGACAAUAUGACAGACAAAAGAGUUCCUUCAUAUGUGAAAGCUGAGUUGUCAUUAACUUGGAACUGUUUCUUCCAGAUCCCCUACUGGCCAAUCAUACUUGAUCAUGGGCGGAGACUUGACAGAGAAGACACCUUAAGGCUCCAGAGAGACUACAGAGACUCGACCAGAGAGACUACAGAGAGAGACUCAACCAUAGAGAGACUCAACCAGAAACAGCAGUAACCAGACAGAGGAUCAACCAGAGAGAAACAAGCUUCCAGAGACUAGAUACAGGAUCCAGAGAGACCAGACAGAGAACAAAGAGAGAGCUGAGUUAUGGAGACACAUCACUGUGAUACCUGUGGGAAGAGCAUUUCCUCAUCCAGAAGCCUCAAGAUGCACAUGAAGAUCCACACUGGAGAGAAGCCCUACAGCUGUGACCUCUGUGGUAAAACCUUUAGCCGUGCUAGCAGUUUAACAAUUCACCGCAGAAUCCACACUGGAGAGAAGCCCUACAGCUGUGACCUCUGUGAUGAAACCUUUAGCAGUGGUAGCAGUUUCACAAUUCACCGCAGAAUCCACACUGGAGAGAAGCCCUACAGCUGUGACCUCUGUGGUAAAACCUUUGGCCAGACUUCCACUUUGAGAAAUCACCUCAGGAUCCACACUGGAGAGAAGCCCUACAGCUGUGACCUCUGUGAUAAAACCUUUAGCAGAGCUAACCAUUUCACUGUUCACCGCAUGAUCCACACUGGAGAAAAGCCCUACAGCUGUGACCUCUGUGAUAAAACCUUUAGCCGUGCUAGCAGUUUCACAGAUCACUGCAGAAUCCACACUGGAGAGAAGCCCUACAGCUGUGACCUCUGUGGUAAAACCUUUAGCCAUGCUAACAGUUUCACAAUUCACCGCAGAACCCACACUGGAGAGAAGCUCUACAGCUGUGACCUCUGUGGUAAAACUUUUAGCCAGGCUGGCCCUUUCAGAGCUCAUAGCAGGAUCCACACUGGAGAGAAGCCCUACAGCUGUGACCUCUGUGGUAAAACCUUUAGUCAGGCUUCCACUUUGAGAACUCACCUCAGAAUCCACACUGGAGAGAAGCCUUACAGCUGUGACCUCUGUGGUAAAACCUUUAGCCAUGCUGGCAAUUUCGCAGCUCACAGCAGGAUCCACACUGGAGAGAAGCCCCACAGCUGUGACCUCUGUGGUAAAACCUUUAGCCGUGCUGGCAAUUUAACAGUUCACAGCAGGAUCCACACUGGAGAGAAGCCCUACAGCUGUGACCUCUGUGACUAUUCAGGUAAAACAAGUAGCCAUCUGAAGCGUCACCUGCGUGUCCACAAUAGAAAACCCCCAAAGCAGUGAUGUCUGGGGCCAAGCUGUCCCAGCAGUCACCACCUGAGAGAACUUCUGUAUGACCCACAGCUGGAAGAACUACCGGCCUACAACUAAAAAAUCUAAAAUCCUCUGCUGUUAGACUGCUCCUCCCAAGGUUUCUUCCAUUUUGUUGAUCAAAUUUUAUUGAUGUAAUACUUUUUAGCCUGUGUUAGGAACCUUGUCUAGGGAGAAACGCCGUAACACUAGACAAACACACAAGACAGAACACACAUGCAAACAGGGUGAGGGACAGGGAACAACCUGUGUUCUGCACCUUUUGUUCACCAACUGUCUUUGGAGGAGGGGAGCACUGAACUGCUCCUCGCAAGGUUUCUUCUAUUUGUUCUCAAAUUUUCCUUGUCUUUCUAAAGGGUUACGGUUGGUUAGGGGUAGUUCUAUGGGCGUAUGUCAAGCCCUCUGUGACAUCGCUUGUAAAAAUGGCUAUACAAAUAAACUUGAUUUGAAUUUGAUGAUAAGUCGUCCAAUGCACACUGAUCUUUAUCCAUUGUUGAAGAAUACAACACACUUCUCUGUAUUUACAUUUGCAAGUAAAGGAUCAAGAGACUGCAUGGUUCUGAAACAAAAGGGUUUAUUGUCCUAUUUACAAGAUGAUAGCCUGAUAACAGCAGUUUACACCCUUCUCUCCUGCCUCCUGGAUGGUUCUGAAAUAAAAGGGUUGUAAUAGAAAAUGAUGAUGAAAAAGAUGUCUAUACUAUUCUUUUGCCUGGACAUUUUUUUGUUUAAGUUUUAACUAACCUUUUGGCCUAAGACAGUAUUGCUCAAGUUUCCGCUUGCUGACCAAACGUCUAACAAAUUAGACUGUUUGACCCUGGUUGUUUUGCCCACACAGCAUGGAU
This is a messenger RNA of Osmerus eperlanus (European smelt), 2425 nucleotides long. Its product is annotated as endothelial zinc finger protein induced by tumor necrosis factor alpha-like. NCBI's taxonomy places the organism in Eukaryota, Metazoa, Chordata, Actinopteri, Osmeriformes, Osmeridae. Gene Ontology annotation, cellular component: nucleus. The record is from RefSeq and is a predicted model, not a curated record. Bases 531 to 1556 code for a protein of 341 amino acids. Gene Ontology annotation, biological process: regulation of gene expression. The transcript has a single exon.